AUGAGCUCCAAAAUUUACCCCACAAUCAAGCUUGCCAGCGGCUAUGAGAUCCCUCGCUUGGGGUUCGGAGUCUAUAAGACACCAGCAGAUGAAACCGAACGAUGCUGUUUAGAAGCCUUUAAAGCUGGAUAUCGUCAUAUCGAUUCAGCCUCCAAGUAUUUCAAUGAAGCUGGCUGCGGAAACGCGAUCCGAGCCUCUGGAAUUCCACGAGAUCAGAUAUUCUUCACCACAAAAGUGGGCGGUGAUAUCACAUACGAUCAAGUCAAAGCGCAGGUUACUAAAAGCCUUGCCGAAUCGAAACUCGACUACAUCGACUUGAUGCUGCUUCAUCACCCGCGUGGUGGAUCCGAAAACCGCAAAGGCGCAUGGAGAGCCCUUGUUGAAGCUGUUGAGGAAGGAAAAGUACGCUCUAUUGGAGUCAGUAACUAUGGUGUCCAUCACCUAGACGAACUCGAGCAGCACAUAAUCGACCUCGAGACAGAACGCGCUGGCAAAGGAAGGGGCGGUAUUGUCAGCGUGAAUCAGAUCGAGCUUCAUCCAUGGCUUGCACAUAAGGAAAUUGCCGAAUGGUGUGAAAAGCGCGAUAUUAUCGUUGAGGCAUUUUGUCCGAUCGUUCGUGGUACACGCUUUGAAGAGCCUUCGGUUAAAAAACUGGCGGAUAAGUAUUCCAAGACUCCAGCUCAGAUUCUCCUUCGAUGGAGUAUUGAUAAGGGCCAUGUUCCCCUAGUCAAAAGUGUCACUCCAUCACGCAUUGCUUCUAAUGCUGAUGUGUUUGAUUUUACGCUCACGGCGGAGGAGGUCCAAGAACUUGAGACGGAUGAAUACUCUCCUGUUUCGUGGAAUCCAACUACUUCAAAACUGGAGGAAUGA
Molecule: messenger RNA, 870 nt
Organism: Penicillium malachiteum
Lineage: Eukaryota; Fungi; Ascomycota; Eurotiomycetes; Eurotiales; Aspergillaceae
Product: aldo/keto reductase
Exons: 5
Coding region: 1-870 (289 amino acids)
Molecular function (GO): oxidoreductase activity
Source: RefSeq, a predicted model, not a curated record